Messenger RNA from Suricata suricatta (meerkat), 132 nucleotides. RefSeq names its product putative 60S ribosomal protein L39-like 5. The record is from RefSeq and is a predicted model, not a curated record. The coding region runs from base 1 to 132 and encodes 43 amino acids. Gene Ontology annotation, cellular component: ribosome; cytosolic large ribosomal subunit. NCBI's taxonomy places the organism in Eukaryota, Metazoa, Chordata, Mammalia, Carnivora, Herpestidae. Gene Ontology annotation, molecular function: structural constituent of ribosome. Gene Ontology annotation, biological process: translation. The transcript has a single exon.
AUGUCUUCUCACAAGACUCUCAGGAUCAAGCAAAUCUCAGAGAAAAAACUAAAGCAGAAUGAUCCCAUUCCUCAAUGGGUUCAGAUGAAAACUGGUAAUAAAGUCAGGUACAAUUUGAAGAGGAUACAUUAG